GGGAAAGAGACAACGCAGAGGCUUGACAUCUUCCCCGAGAGCCUGAGCGGACCCGAGAGCCCGUCCCAGCUGCUGCAGCUGGUGCAGCAGGCUCUCCCUUCUGGAGACAAGGAUGUGGAAGCUUUUUGGAAUGGUCGUUUUCUGUGGGCUCCUCUCUCCGUCUCAGCAGGUCUUGUCCGGCCUGUCCUGCGCCAUCAGCCCAGGGGCGAUGCAGAACGUUCUCUCAGAUUUCAUAAUUCAGAGUGGGCUCCUGGACCAGCACCUGCGGGGUCUGGUGCUCCCAAACAUCAUGGGUGAAGGGGGUCUGCUGAGCUCUCCCACCAGCAUCACCAGCCUACACCUUGUCGAGGUUCAGCUCCCCAAGCUGUCUGUGGCCCUGCUGUCGGGACUCGGGGUCCAGAUGACCAUCAGUGCAAAGCUGCAGCUCAGCGGCAACUGCCUGGUUGGCCUGCUUUCAGAACUGGUUGAUAUCUCAGUGGAUGUGAACCUUCAUACAAACAUUAAGUGCACGAACUUCGAGUCGGGCACAGUCCAGGUGGUCAUUGAGGACUGUCUCUGCAUCCUCGGGGCCGUGAAGAUCCGGCUCCUGUCUGGCCUACUGUCCCUAUCAGUGAAUGAGCUGGUGCUUAACCAGCUGACAGGAACCCUGCCUGGUGUGCUAUGUCCAGUCAUCAACCUGGUCGUCAACCUGGUGAACAUCCAGCUCAUGGGCACCCUCAAUGCGGUGGUGCCGGUGGGUACUGCAGGGACCAUUCACUACCAGCUGGCCAGCCUCCCCUUCACCUCAGGCUUGUUCCUGGGCUUGGAUUUGGAUGGAGCGGUGAAGCAGGUGGGAGGCAGCAUCAUCCCCCAUGACUCGUCCCCCUCUGCUUUGCCCCCACUGUUGGACAAAACGAUGGUCAUGGGACUGCGCCAGAGCUUUCUGAGUUCAGCCAUGUGCCUCCUGCUCCAGAUACCAUCACAGACCUUCACCUGCACGCCAGAAGCCUUCUCCGGUGCCAGCCACCUGCAAGAAGCCAUCGCAGGCCUGGCUCCUGCUGGGUGCUUAUCCUGCCAUGGCACCAGCCCUCUGAGCAUUAAGCUGACGUUGUUUGGGAACCCACUCAUCCUCUUGGAAGAGAACAGUGCCACAGUGGAGCUGUCAGUCAUGGUUCAGGUGUUUGUCAGGCGUUCGGAUGGAUCCAUCCUCAACAUCCUGCUGCUGAGGGCCGACCUCGGGCUCGGUGCCCACUUGUGGAUUGCUGGGAGCAGACUGAUGCUGGGGCUGUCCCUGGGCAGCAUUUCCCUCUCCUUGGAGUCAUCUGCUGUUGGUAUCAGUGAUAUCUCACUCCUGAAGCCUCACUGCAGGGAUAUGCUGGUGGAAGUGCUGCUGCCUCUUGUCAAUGAUGCUGUGGGCAUUGGGAUCCCGCUGCCAAAUGUGCUGGGGCUCUCCCUGCUCGGGGCUGACGUGCAGGUGUUGGUGGGACUGGUGGUGAUUCUGUUGUGAGCUGGGCAGGACGAGGCAUGGAGAGGCCUUUCUGGGCAGAGGAGGAGGAGGAGGCCAGCAAGGAAGGAGCACUGGCACCAGCAUUCUCUGCUUUGCUUUUCUAACCUUGAUUCGAAGCUUGGUAACGACACGUGGAGGUGAAUUGGCUGGUGGGAGCAGGAAGGAACCUGCACAACCCCAACCCCAACGGGCAGCUCCAUGUGCAAAGCUUUAUUCAGAGGCAUCAGCGUGAGCUUGGGGUCUCAGUUACAGCAGUUGCAGCUCCUGUGACCCCAGCCCUGCCCUGGAGAUGCAGAGCCAUGCACAAAGGCCAGAGCAUCCUCUGGCAAACAAAUGCAUGUUUUCACUGCUGUAGCUCAUUCCUUUUGGGAACAUGGUUUAAGACACAUUAGUUGAAGAAUAAUGGUUGCAGCUCUACCAGGAAACUUUUAUGAGGAGCAGUUCCUGCUAUUGCCAACUUUGGGCAUUAAAAUCAUUAGUCAGGUCCCCAA
Messenger RNA from Colius striatus (speckled mousebird), 1977 nucleotides. RefSeq names its product BPI fold-containing family B member 4. The transcript has 16 exons. The record is from RefSeq and is a predicted model, not a curated record. NCBI's taxonomy places the organism in Eukaryota, Metazoa, Chordata, Aves, Coliiformes, Coliidae. Bases 113 to 1486 code for a protein of 457 amino acids. Gene Ontology annotation, molecular function: lipid binding.